Alternaria rosae is the source of this 1725-nucleotide messenger RNA. Its product is annotated as Las1-like-domain-containing protein. Lineage: Eukaryota; Fungi; Ascomycota; Dothideomycetes; Pleosporales; Pleosporaceae. Gene Ontology annotation, biological process: maturation of LSU-rRNA; maturation of 5.8S rRNA. Bases 204 to 1565 code for a protein of 453 amino acids. The record is from RefSeq and is a predicted model, not a curated record. Gene Ontology annotation, molecular function: endonuclease activity. Gene Ontology annotation, cellular component: preribosome, large subunit precursor; Las1 complex. The transcript has 3 exons.
GCUCGAAGCUGAUGGCCGUGGACGAGACUUUUAGCGCUUAUCGAUAGGGCGAGCAAUCUGGAACAACUGAGGAAAAUUUCCAACGCGAGUUCACGUGCCUUCACCUGCGACGUUGCAUGCCCAGGCGCUGAGCUAGCCAAUAGCAGGGUUUGAAACUUUCGCACUGCAGAAACGCGUCCAUCUGCGCGAGUGCGACUAAGAAUAUGGAAUCGCAUACCCGGUUUGUUGUUACGGCGUGGCGUGAUAGUCGCGAGCUGCUUCAGCUGCGCCAGGACCUGUAUAGUCCUGAGACUAGUAGGAGAGAGAAGGCGGUGAACAAGGUGUUUGCUUGGCGACUACGGAAACCUGACGGCUUGCCAUUGCUGCUGGACUCGACGGCAGAUAUCGUCGAUGUAGUGCUUCAAGAUGCAAGAAGCGAGUUGCCACAUAAUGCACUACGGUUGUUGUAUGCGACUGCGAUAUCAAGAUUCAUAACCGGUCUAGCAGACACGCAAAUCGACCUAACCCGCGACCGCCCCUCAUGGUUUCCCCCCGGCAAAUCCCUCCAACUGCCUCUCACCCUCCUAGAAACCCGUCACCGGAUCGUCCACCGACACCUCCCUUCCCUCGCCGAGCUAAAGCGCGCAGCCACCGAGUCCCUCUCCUGGCUCUGGGAAUGGUACUGGCUCCAGCUCGACCAUGCGUUCAAGACAGGUGGUAGCGUGGUUCCCACAACAGAAGAAGAGGAGGAGCUAGGUGUACAAAGCCGAGAAGCCGUGCGAGAAAAACUCCAAAGUAUACUAAAAACCUACGUCAAAGAACGCAAGUCCGAGAUCAAAAACAGAAAGAAAGACGACAGUAAGGCUGCUGAAACAGCGUUGUCAACGUAUACCCUGCGUUACGCACCCACUGCUACUACCACGCCUUCAACUCAGACACAACGCGUACUAUUGCACUUGCUGGUUGAAGAGAAAAUGAUUCUGCCCACGGAUAAGAAACUGGGGAGUACCAUGUCCGGCGCCUUCAUCAUCUGGACACCACUACUCCGCGCUUUCUGCCUCGGCGGCGGUGUUCUGCACAUCAAGACUCUAGUCGAGCAUCUCAUGCGUGCUAUGAACGUGUCAUCUCCCGCCGCACGCGCAAUGAUGAAUCCCGAGAUGGAUCCUGUGAGGGAGGGGCUGCAGGAUUGGAUUAUCCAUGUUCUCACAUCAGAGGAGUGGGCACGUGUAAGAGGAGGAGGCGCGGCGGACAGAAAAAUUGUGGAAGAGGUGCUCGGGAUUUGUUUCUCUGAACCGUCGUUUUGGAAUUUGAAAGUGGCGGAGAAAGUGCUGGAUAAGGGGAGCGAGGUGGUGGAUCAGGGUUUGUGGCGCGCGGUGCUGGAGGCCGCGAGGGCUGAGGGAGGGGAGGGGGGGAAGAUGGAUGUUGAUUUUGAUGGUGAGGUUGAGGUUGAGGGGAUUGAGCGGGCUUUGCCGGUUAGAAAGAAUGAGGGGAAAGAGGAGAAGAUCAAGGGGCCGACCAAGGUGUUGGGAAUGUGGAAACCGAGACCUAUUGGAUGGUUGCCUGAGGGGUGGGAGGAUGAUGACUAAAAAGAUUACUGCUCUCGACGUUGCAAACGAUGUAUAGUACCAUUCGUUGUCACUUCCGGGACACAUCUCGCAGACACAAGUUAGAGACUCAAGUCGGGGAAGCUCAAGUCAUACAAGAUGUUCUCAGAUUCUUACAUUUGAGUGGCCAUUUGCCAGCUAA